AUGCUCUCCUCACCCACUGUGAUUCUCCAGCCUUAUGGACUCCCUGUCUACCCACAGACAACCACAUGCUACCCCAGCAUGGUUCAGGGAGGUCCCUCUCAGGAGGCCGGCCCGGGCAGCGGUGACCCCGGCCUGUCUCAGGUCUACGCCCCUCCACCCUCCUAUCCACCGCCUGGUCAAGGUCCACCAACAUCUGCAGGCAGAAUGCCACCUCUUGAUUUUACCUCUGCACACCACGGUUCAGAGUACCCCGAACAUCCCCAGCUCAGAGUGUAUCAGGGCCCUCAGCUGGACGGGUCGGAGGCUCUCACAUCCAGCAACACGGAGGACGUUUUGGCCCCUUUGACCUCUGACCCCCAGUCGCUGACCGUGUCGGUCUCAUCAGGGGGCGGAGCAGGAAGUGGAAGUGAUGACGAGGGGUCAAGUAAGGCCCAACCGAAACGCCUCCAUGUCUCCAACAUCCCGUUCCGCUUCAGAGACCCAGACCUCCGCCAAAUGUUUGGGCAAUUUGGGAAGAUCCUCGAUGUAGAAAUAAUCUUCAAUGAGAGGGGGUCCAAGGGCUUCGGAUUUGUCACCUUCGAGAGUGCGGGUGAGGCUGACCGAGCAAGAGAAAAGCUGAAUGGGACGAUUGUGGAGGGGAGAAAGAUUGAGGUUAAUAAUGCCACCGCAAGAGUAGUUACCAAGAAGCCCCAGACGCCUCUUGUGAAUGCUGAAAUUUCAACUUCUGGAUGGAAGAUCAACCCUGUCAUGGGGGCGAUGUACGCACCUGAACUCUAUACAGUUGCCAGUUUCCCGUAUCCCGUAGCAACUCCCACCUUGGCCUACCGGGGCUCUGCGCUGCGGGGUCGAGGCAGAGCCGUCUACAACACUAUCCGCUCUGCUGCAGCUACACCUGCUGCUAUGCCCGCCUACCCUGGGAUGGUAUAUCAGGAUGGACUGUAUGGAGCAGAAGUCUAUGGUAGCUAUCCUGCAGCUUACAGAAUGGCUCAAUCAGCAUCUGCUGCCACGGCAACCUACAGUGACGGAUACGGACGCAUUUACACGACAGCUGCGGAUCCCUAUCACCACUCAGUUGGACCAACGACGACAUAUGGAGUUGGUACAAUGGCCAGUUUGUACAGAGGAGGAUACAACCGCUUCACCCCGUACUGAACCACCCCCCUCGGAGGGCAGACGUCUCUUUUGAACUCUG
Messenger RNA from Anoplopoma fimbria (sablefish), 1192 nucleotides. RefSeq names its product RNA binding fox-1 homolog 1, like (gene rbfox1l). Lineage: Eukaryota; Metazoa; Chordata; Actinopteri; Perciformes; Anoplopomatidae. The transcript is spliced from 12 exons. Gene Ontology annotation, cellular component: cytoplasm; nucleus. Gene Ontology annotation, biological process: regulation of alternative mRNA splicing, via spliceosome; nervous system development. Gene Ontology annotation, molecular function: mRNA binding. The record is from RefSeq and is a predicted model, not a curated record. Bases 1 to 1152 code for a protein of 383 amino acids.